AUGGGCCAGCUCCCGUGCUUCGAUGGACGCUCUCCCGACCCCAAGGUGUGGCAAAGCCAAGCCAAGAGGGCGUUGAGGUGCUUCCUCUCGAACACGACGGACGAGCAGAAGUUGGACUACCUCCUCAUGCACCUCACCGAUGCUGCCUAUGUGUGGGCGGAAAGCAAGGACUUCAAGACGGUAGCAGGCUUCGAGUUGUCCUUCAGUGAGCGGUUCGUGUGGGAGUCAACGGCAACGGUGAUGCAGAAGUUAGCGGUGUUGAAGCAGAAGAAGGGGCAAUCAGUAACGGAGUUGGCGGACGAGGUAAGGCAAUUGGCCUCGUACGUGAAGGAAUACCCGACCGCCAUGAUGGUGAGAGCCUAUAUUGAGGGGUUGGAGGACCAGGGGUUGAGGGAGAAGGUGUUGGGAGCUAGGCCGGUAUCAUUGGAGACAGCGGAGGAAGCAGCCAAGUACUUCGUAUCGUAUGCACAGCCAAAGGAGAUAGCAAAGGAGGAGAAGAAGGUGAAGGAGGAGACGGAGGUAGAGAAGAUCACGAAGCAGUUGGAGCGAUUGACCAUGCAACUCACGCAGAUGCAGCAAGGUAGGGGACCUGGGAUCCUACCUAGGCCGGGAGGAGGAGCGGGAGGAGGUUUCAAGUGCUACCAGUGCGAGAAGGAGGGGCACAUGGCAAGGGAGUGCCCUAAUAAGGGGAGGGUAACCAUGAAUGUGAUGCAGCAGUUAGUGGAGAAGUCUAGACCCGCCAUGACCAUAGCGGAGUUCUUAAAUGGCGAGGAAGGAGGAGUAGAUAUGUUGGUGGGAGAACGGAAGCGGCGAGCAGUUAGGGAUCCGGAGGGAUGGGGCAUUGACGAGGCAAGGGAGGAGUUGAGGAAGAAGCUGGUGAGUUGGCGGCCACCAACUCCCAUAGGCCCCGUGGUGAUGGGAACGGAGUCGGUUUCCUUGGUGUUAACCUGCGCCGCUGGUGAUAACCCGACUGCCGACCAGAGCGACCACAACAUCGACGACCAGGACCUCUCUCCCGAUGGUGGGCCUGUUGUUGAUGACUCCGGCGACGUCGGGGUCCCGCUAGUCCGCUCUCCUGGUGUUACUAAUCCCAGGGACGAUCCCACAAGCCCGCGUGUGCACUGGACGGCCACCGAGAUGCUUCAGCUGGUGCAGGCCAGGGUCGACCUGGAUCCUGACUGGGAUCUCAUGCGCGGAGUUCAAGGUGCCAACUACUGGGCUGCACUCCACACGCUGGUGCUUGAGCGCCAUCCGCGUUUCCGUUUCAGCCGUGCGGCGAUCAAGAUCAAGAUGCUGCGCAUCGAGGCACAGUACAGGCAACUCCGCGACAGGCUGUCCCGCUCUGGCGCCGGAGCGAUCCGCUACUUCCCUUCGUGUGGUGCAGACUCCAGCAACCGCGACUACUCAGCCCACCGCUCUGCCAUCGGGGCCAUCACCUUCCGUUCCCACCGCGUCCCCCACGACCUCCGCGGGUAG
Messenger RNA from Closterium sp. Naga37s-1, 1476 nucleotides. Lineage: Eukaryota; Viridiplantae; Streptophyta; Zygnematophyceae; Desmidiales; Closteriaceae. The record is from the annotation of a GenBank genome assembly.